Pseudo-nitzschia multistriata is the source of this 2098-nucleotide messenger RNA. Lineage: Eukaryota; Bacillariophyta; Bacillariophyceae; Bacillariales; Bacillariaceae. The record is from the annotation of a GenBank genome assembly.
AGCUUUUCAGGAAGAAUAACCCAUUUCUCAUUUUCCUGUGAUUCCAAAAGAGAGAUUGGACAGUCAGACAGACUCGGUGAGUACGACCGCACAAAAAAAGAGCACAAAACGUUGCCUCCGAUCGAACCGAGAUCUUUUGUCUCUUCUUCAUUCCAACGACGACGAACAACGAACGAGAACGAGGGUUGAAUGAUGGUUCUGUACGUUAUGGUACAGGCAAGAGUACCUGGUACUGUACGGAACCCAACGAGUACGGUACGCGUGCGACGAGUUCGGUGCAACUCAUUCUUUCCACAGACUUUCAAUCAUUUUCGUUCCGAAAGAACAGGAGAAGAAAGCCUACGCAUACAGCCUUUUUUUCAAUCAAGAAACAUACAAUGAAGUUUACACGAAGCGCCAUCUGCACUGCGUUUGGAUUGGUAGUUGCUACAACGCUAUCAGCAACACCCAACGUUGACGCAUUUUCGCCGAUUCCAACAAGUUCUACCAGCAAUAGGCAGAAAGUUGGAACCACUUCCGCAGCAUUUACUCCUAGGUCAAUCCAAAGCAUGGCGUCGUCGUCCUCUACGUCUUUAAAUUCCUACACCAUUGGAAUCGUCGGUGCAACGGGCGCUGUAGGGAAAGAAAUCCGAAAUUGUCUAGAAGAUCGUGGUGUGGUAAAGGUUGACAAGCUUCGUUUUUUUGGUUCUGAAAGGUCCGCAGGUAAAAAAGUCUCCACCAAGAAUAGCGGCGAGGUUGAAAUCGAGUUAUUCAGCGUCGAUGCUGCACGCGAAUGCGAUGUUGUGUUUUUGGCCGUCGACGGUGACUUUGCCUUGGCCCACGCGAAAGCCAUCAGCGAAGGCGACGACGGUGCUGUCGUGAUUGACAACUCGGUGAGUCUCGGAAACUCUUGUUUCGUGCUAGGUUAUGAUUAUUCUCUCUUGCGUUUUCAUCACAGGUUCUGGAACUUGUCAACUUAAGUCCAACCGUGGCUUGAAAAAUUAUCGUGCUUUGUGUAUCAUGUACCAAAUGAUAUAUAAUAGGCAACAAACAAAACCAUUGUCUCGUCUAAUUGAGUUUUCAUCUUUUCCUUGAACGAAUCACGCAAACUUGCAAACGUUGGUGCUGAUUUGAAUCGAUCCAGUCUGCCUUCAGAUAUGAACCUGAAAUUCCACUUGUAGUUCCCGAAAUCAACGGAGAAUGCACGAAAAAAUCGAAGCUAAUUGCUAAUCCGAACUGCACCACAGCCAUUGGUUUGAUGGCCUUGUGGCCUUUGAUCAAGCAAUUUGGUGUUAAGAAAGUUUUGAUGUCCACUUAUCAAGCUAGUAGUGGCGCGGGUCAACCAGGAAUGGACGAAUUGACCGAAGGAACCAAGCAAUAUCUAGAAGGUGACAUGAAAUCUCACGACGAGAUCGAGAACAAAAUCUUCGCAUACCCUCUUCCCUUUAAUGUAAUUCCCCAGAUUGAUAAAUUUCAAGAAAAUGGAUACACUAAGGAAGAAAUGAAAGUGACGUGGGAAACACGAAAGAUCUGUGACCUUGGCGAUGACGUUCCCAUUAGUUGUUCUGCCGUACGAAUCCCAACCAUCAGAGCUCACUCCGAAGUCAUUGUUUUGGAAACGGAAGACAAGGUUGAUCUUGAGGUAGCGCGUAAGGUUUUAGAAGACGCCCCUGGUGUCGUUGUCAAAGACGAUCCAGAAACACUAACAUACCCUAUGCCUUUGACUGCGACUGGUUCUUAUGACGUCGAAGUUGGAAGAAUCCGCCAAUCACUCGCGUUCGGUGACUACGGAAUCGAAUUUUUUGUUUGCGGCGAUCAACUCCUGAGAGGUGCGGCUUUGAAUGCCGUACUUGUAGCGGAAGAAAUGGACAAAAAUGGUGCCCUUGCGUAAACCAAUAUCACGAUUAGGCCGACAGGAAGCAAUUUCUAUCACAUGUCAUAUCGUACUCAAUGAAGCCUUUUUGAGAGAACUGCAGCGAGCGACAUAUCAACUAAUACUGCUCAUAGAUAGGGUACUACACUUUUCACUCAUUCACUCAACUCAUGAUAUAUUAGUACUUUAUCUAAUUGUUCGUAAUGAAGUCCAGGAAACGGGCCCGAAUAAUUUCAAUAGGAAAGA